Anthonomus grandis grandis is the source of this 6910-nucleotide messenger RNA. RefSeq names its product Na(+)/H(+) exchanger protein 2 (gene Nhe2). NCBI's taxonomy places the organism in Eukaryota, Metazoa, Arthropoda, Insecta, Coleoptera, Curculionidae. The transcript has 17 exons. Bases 116 to 3502 code for a protein of 1128 amino acids. The record is from RefSeq and is a predicted model, not a curated record. Gene Ontology annotation, molecular function: sodium:proton antiporter activity. Gene Ontology annotation, biological process: regulation of pH; sodium ion transport; proton transmembrane transport. Gene Ontology annotation, cellular component: membrane.
UCGUCAGCAGUCAGUCGUCUACGUAAACGCGUCGCGACGCCCCACGCCGCCGCCCCCCCCUCCCCUCGCGUUCAAAGGCUGCCAUGGCAGUCGCAGCAGUGCCGCCCCACAUGUAAUGUAUUCGUUGCAACACGGUGUGAACCUUUCCAGACGGGCUUGUAGGCACCUGCACCCCCUCCUCGUUUAUUGCGCGUUAGUGCUGGUGGUGGCGGUGGGGACCCACGUGGUACCGCCCGAUCAUGCCUCGGACUCCUCGCAGGUGCUCAAACCGCCCCCGGACACCAGGGGCGCCUACGAGCGCGCCUACGACAUCAACAGUUUGGCCAGGGGUAACUUGAUCCCUACACCACCACUACCACCACCACCACGGCCUACUGUUAAUCGGGUGAAUGAGGUGCCUACGGUGGAACCGACGCGGUUCCCGGAGGUGCUCGGAGGUGCCGGUGAGGUGCAGAAGGAGGAGAAGAAGGUGGAGAGGUACCCGGUGAUCUCGGUGUCGUUUCAUCGCGUAGAGACGCCGUUCAUCAUCGGGUUGUGGAUCUUCUGUGCCAGUUUGGCGAAGAUCGGGUUCCACAUGGCUCCGAAGCUGAGCGCGAUGUUUCCCGAGUCCUGUCUCCUGAUCUUCGUGGGCGUGGCCAUAGGCGUGGUCCUGGUGCACAUCACUGACUCUGUGCACAUGUCUCCACUAACCCCGGACACCUUUUUCCUCUAUAUGUUGCCUCCGAUCAUCCUGGACGCUGGAUACUUCAUGCCCAACCGAUUGUUCUUCGACCAUCUUGGUACCAUCCUACUCUUCGCUGUUAUCGGGACUAUUUCCAACACGUUACUCAUAGGCGCCUCCCUGUGGGCUGUAGGCCUGACCGGGCUGUUCUCCUGCGACACGCCCCUCCUCGACAUGUUCCUGUUCGGCUCCCUGAUAUCAGCCGUAGACCCGGUCGCCGUCCUCGCCGUAUUCGAGGAGAUCCAGGUGAACGAGAUCCUGUACAUCGUCGUCUUCGGGGAAUCCCUGCUGAACGACGCGGUCACGGUCGUCCUGUAUCACCUGUUCGAGUCGUACACCGAGAUGGGCCUGCGCAACAUCGUGCCGUACGACCUCGUGUCCGGCUUCCUGAACUUCCUGGUGGUCGCCAUCGGCGGCACCGUCAUCGGGGUGAUCUGGGGCUUCGCCACCGCCCUCGUGACCCGUUUCACCAACGAAGUGCGCGUGAUCGAACCGAUCUUCAUCUUCGUCAUGGCCUACUUGGCUUAUUUGAACGCCGAGGUGUUUCACAUGUCCGGCAUUUUGGCGAUCACCUUCUGCGGCAUCACGAUGAAGAACUACGUGGAGUCGAACAUCUCGCACAAGUCGCACACGACGAUAAAAUACGCGAUGAAGAUGCUGAGCAGCUCCUCGGAAACGAUCAUCUUCAUGUUCCUGGGCGUGGCGACGGUCAACAAGAACCACGACUGGAACACCUGGUUCGUCCUGUUGACCAUCCUGUUCUGCUCCCUGUACAGGGUCAUCGGUGUGAUAGUCUUGACGGCCAUCGCGAACCGGUUCCGCCUCCAUCAGCUGAGCAAAGUGGAGAAGUUCGUGAUGUCUUACGGGGGUUUGAGGGGCGCGGUCGCUUUCGCCCUCGUGCUCCUCAUCGACCCGAAAAUUGUCCCGCUACAGCCGAUGUUCAUGACCACCACCAUCGCCGUCGUCUACUUCACCGUGUUCUUUCAAGGAAUCACCAUUAAGCCCCUGGUGAAGAUCCUGAACGUCAAAACAGCGGAGAAGCGCAAGCCCACCAUGAACGAGAGGAUACACGAGAGAUUGAUGGACCACGCUAUGGCCGCCAUAGAGGACAUCGUGGGCCAACACGGCAACUACCACAUCCGCGACAGGUUUAAACGGUUCGACAACAAAUUCAUCAGGCCGUACCUGCUGCGCAACCACCAGGGCGCAGAGCCGAAGAUCCUCGAAACGUACUCGAAGUUGGCGAUGCGCGACGCGAUGGAGUACAUGCGCCGUAACGCGUCGACGAUAGGCAACAUCUCGAACACGGAGAGCAUGUCCGCCAUCUUUCGGAACUACACGCCGACGGGUAACCUUAACGGAAGGUGCGCCCAAAAAUUGUUAAACUGCUCGAGCCUGAGCCAAAUCGACUCGAGCACUUGGAACAUCGACAUGCAGGAGCUGGAUUAUAACCCCUCGAAGAAAGACUUGACGGAUGCCAAGAUCCAUCAUUUGUUGGCGGAGGAGCUGGUCAAGCCUUACAGAAGAGUCAGUCACAGGAGGUUAAGCUACAGCAGACACGCGGUGAACGACCGUGACCUCUCGACCCAAGUCAAUUAUCGGAUGCACGUGAACAUGCGCAGACUGGUGGCGGACAAGAAGCACCACCACAGCCACAAGAGGCACAGCAAGAAGCUGAAUAAGAAUCAGAAAAAUUCCCUUCAGAUCCCCGGGAGGACCUCGCGCAGGCGCAGCUCCAGCGGGAUUUACAAGAGCGGCAAGGAGAACCACGUGAGUUUCCCGGAGUUCCAGCAGAACGGCACUGCCAAGCAAUUUUCACACGACUACAUAAGCGAGGUGCUGAACGAGGACGCAGACAUAACCGAGCCGAGAUCCAACAGGGAGGAGUGGGACAGCCCUAUCACCUUCACAGCGAAAUCAUCACCGAGCACAGGGGCGGAGGAGGAGGAGGAGGAGGUGCAGGAGAAUUCGCCCCUCCCGAAAACGAAACCCUCGGCCCUGGAGUGCACGCUGCCCUGGCGCAGGGAGCGAAACGUUACCGAUGACAGUAUCUUCUCUGAUACUGGAAAACGCUUGUCCAGAGGCUCCAUUGACGGAGGCGACUUGAUGAGGGUGUCAACCCCCACCGCUACGGAAAUGAUGUUGCCAUGGAAAAGGGAGGAGGAGGAGGGGUGCGGGCCGCUUCCACAAGCGGAGUUUCCUAGUUGGGCCUCCAAUAAGGAGUACUUGGCCUACAAUUCACCCUCUGCCACGUUUUUAGGUGGCCUGGAAAACCCCAACAAAAACUCGAUCUUCGGCCUGUUUAGGCGUGAGUCACUGGGCUCCGACCCGACCAACAGUAACGAGUCGACGCCCCUCCGUGAGCGAAGGGGCUCGGUGAGUCGCACCUCCACGAUCCUCGUGGAGGAGGGCGAGUGCGACCCUUUGGGGGUGAUCCAGAGGGAGACGGUAGCCCCGCCGCCAGUGCUGCCCCCACCGCCUCAAACCCCCGGCCAGAGGAGGCACCAUCAGCCUCGCAGGGGGUCCAUGCUCGAGCUAAGCGGCUCACUUCAACGCGACUCCAUCCCAGAGGAGCGGAACCCGCCCCACCAGACCUCCUCACUUAAACGCCCCACGUGGCUCCUGCAACAGCAACAGCCCCCGGGGGGCAGGAGGGCGAGUUUCUCGCGCCAGAACACCUUAGGGGCCGCCCUGAUGGACACCGUCUCCUCACCCUCCUCCGGCACCUCCACCUCCUCAGACGAAGACGAGGAGCUGCUGAUGAAGGGGGCGCCCUUCUGAUCGAAGGGGCCCCCCUUGAGAGGGCGGGGGCCCAUCUCGAAGAGUCUCAGCCCGAUUUUCGGGGGGUUCCAGUCGAAGUAUCAGGCGCUGGGCAAGAAGUUCGGUCGCGAUCUGGUUUAGGGGGUCAACCGGCGCCGGUUUUACGUUCGUUUGAAUCGGUUUUAGGGCUCUAUAGGCAACCCUCUCUGGUAACCUAGUAGGGGCCCACUCGAUUACGCAUGCGUAACGAACGGCUAGCGUUGUCAUAUCAGGAAGCGUAGCAACGCGGGGCAAGACGUUUGGUCGUUUGUAGGUUCUUUAAUUUUACUUUUUAGUAAGGUCUCUGUAUUACCGACCGGAAAUUAUCAUCUGAUUGGACAACCACUAGAGAGAUAUCACACUUGUGCGUUGCGCAUGCGUUUGAAUUUACAGAUUCGGACUUGACAGCUGUUACGUCAAACGUCUGUCACCCUUGAUAAGUUUGUUAAAUUUUUUAAUGACAUUCUGAUGAAUAUCUAGUGUAUAUUAGUGCGCACGUACUGAGAUUGCGCACACAAAAAAUGUUGAAAGAAAUCUGGUAUUUAUUAAGCAACAGUGUCGGUAAUUGACAGCUUUGAUAAGUACGUCUUACGUCAGUUAUGUCAAACACAAGAAUUAAGUUAAAUAAAUUAUGUGUCGUUGGUGUAUGUCAAAAUUUGACAGAACUUUCAAGAGCAGUUGACGUUGCGCAUGCGUUCCAAUUUAUAGAUCCGGACAUGACAUCGGUGACGUCAAACGAUCUGUCAUUUUUGAGAAGCUCUUAAAUUUCUUGCCUGACAUGACAGGUGACAUUUGACAGACAGUUUAAUCAAUCUUCUCGUUCUGAGAUUGCGUACACAAGCAGUUUUGGAAGUAAUCUGGUUUUUGUUAAGCAAUAGUUAAACAGUUGUGUGCUCUUGGUAUAAUAUGUCAAAACUUGUCAGCUUUGACAGGCGUGUUAAAGGUCAAUUGACGUCCUGGAACUCAUUUAACGUAUCUGUCAAACACAAGAAUUAAGUCAAAGAGAUUGUGUAUCCUUGGUCUACGUCAAAAUUUGACAGAUUUGACAGAACUUUCAAGUGCCGUUGACUUCACACAUUCAUUUUAUAGAUCCGGACAUGACAGCGGUGACGUCAAACGAUCUGUCAUUUUUGAGAAGCUCUUAAAUUUCUUGCCUGACAUGACAGGUGACAUUUGACAGACAGUUCAAUCAAUCUUCUCGUUCUGAGACUACGUACACAAGCAGUUUGGAAAAUAUUUGGUUUUUGUUAAGCAAUAGUUAAACAGUUGUGUGCUCUUAGUAUAAUAUGUCAAAACUUGUCAGCUUUGACAGGCGUGUUAAGGGUCAAUUGACGUCCUGGAACCCAUUUAACGUAUCUUUUAAACACAAGAAUUAAAUCAAAGAGAUUGUGUUUCAUUGGUUUACGUCAAAAUUUGACAGAUUUUACAGAAAUCUCAAGAAAAAAUUAGGUUGCGCAUGCGUUUCCAUUUAUAGAUCCGGAUUUGAUAGCGGUUACGUCAAAUGAUCUGUCACUUUCGAAAAACUUGUUAAAUUUCUUGCGUGUUCGUUAAAUGUCAUACGAUCGGUGACACUUGACAGUUCAACAAUUUUUUUCGUUCUGAGUUUGCGCGCAUAAGCAAUUUUUAUUAGGCGACAAUUUCAAAAAUUGACAGCUUUGACAAGUACGAUAGACGUCAAUUGACGUCCUGCAGUCCUUGCCAUACGUCAAAAAUUGUCUGACUUGCCAGAUCUGUCAGGCGCAAUGCCAAUUUCUAAACAAAACCAUUGAAUACGUCAUAUCAUCGGUGAGAUUUGACAUGUCAAGCACGCACAUGGGCCAUUCGCAUAAAAUAUAUAUUUUCUUCAAAUAUAUUGUCGGCAAAUAUCACAGCAAGGUUCAAAAUGUCAUUUGAUCUGUCACGUUUCACUUAUACAUCUGUCAAACACAAACGCGGCUAGCGGCACCGGGUAUCCUUUACUCCGUAGCUUGCGCAUGCGUAACCCUUCUCACUAAAUUGCGUUAUUCUAAUUUUUUUAAAUAAUCACUUCUGACUGAUAUUGAUUAACAAAUAAAACAACGUUGCCAAGGCUGAAAAUGUCAUUUGACGUACACAUCGGUCAAACAAAAGCGCGUCUUGGUCCAGCGUAUGUGCUCCGCGGCUUGCCAAUGCGCAGUCGAAAUAUUCUAUGGUAAUCUAAAGUUUUUUUACAUGUACAGUGACAGUUGACAGCUGUCAAACGAACACGGGUCUAUCCAGGCAUACUUUACUUCGUAGGUGCAUAUGCGCAAACUCGCCUACUAAUUCUUAAUAAUAUUUCAAUAAAUAUUUACUUCUGAUUGAUGUUGAUUACCAAAUACUGUAACCUUUCCAAGGUUCAAAUUGUCACAUGAUCUGUGACAUUUGACGUACACAUCUGUCAAACAAAAACGCGUCUAGGUGUAUCAAAUGCGUUUGUACUCCGCGGCUUGAGCAUGCGCAAUCAAAAAAUGGAGUGAUAAGCUAAAGUUUUUUUACAUGUACGGUGACAGUUGACAGCUGUCACACCAAAACGCGUCCAUCCGGGUAUACUUUAUUCCGCAGCUCGCGUAUGCGUAAACUCGCCUACUAAAAUGCAUUAUUCUCGCGUUAACGCGUUAUUCCAAUAAAUUUUGUUUAAAUAAUCACUUCUGACUGAUAAUCAUUAACAAAUACUACAACGUUGCCAAGGUUCAGAAUGUCAUUUCAUCUAUGACAUUUGACGUACACAUCUGUCAAGCAAAGACGCGUCUCGGUGCGCUUCUACUCCCUGGCUUGCGCAUGCGUAAUCGGAAAAUCGUUCGUAAAAUGCGCCGUAAGGAUUAAUCGAGGAGCAAUUAGUUGUAGUUAAAAUGGUUAUUUCGAUACACUCCAUGCCUUAUUUGGAUAAAAUAGGAAUAAAUUGUUUUUUAUUUUGGGUUGUUAGCAUUAUUUCUGUACGUAAAAUUGUUAAAACUCGUUAGCACUCGUUUUCACUAGAACAAUGUAGUUAGUCAUAAUAUAGUAAGUGAGCCUCCUCACUGUGUAAAUAAUUCUCUUAUAAGAUCGUGCCUCAAUACUAGUGUUAAUAGUUGUUACUUUGCCAGUUAUCAAUUGUUUUUAGUGCAACUUAGUCCUAACUAUAAUCUUGGCGAAGGUUCUGGCGGUUGCGCAGUGGGACUCGUGAAAGAGGUACAUUUUUAAUUUGACUUUUUCGUUAAUUAACUGAGAUGAGCGUUUGGUUAAUUAAUUAAUUUAAUUGACUUUGUUGUACAUAAUUAAUUAAUGAUUGAAACUGUUUGUUUUUUGUAGAAAGAUAUUUUUACAUCGCGACAAUACGAGCGAGUUGUGUGAAGAGUGACGUUUGCCAUAUUGUUAAUUAAUAAAUUCUUAAUAAAUUAAUGGUAAAUUUAA